Perca flavescens (yellow perch) is the source of this 1177-nucleotide messenger RNA. Its product is annotated as CMP-N-acetylneuraminate-beta-galactosamide-alpha-2,3-sialyltransferase 1-like. The coding region runs from base 1 to 873 and encodes 290 amino acids. Gene Ontology annotation, cellular component: membrane. Gene Ontology annotation, molecular function: beta-galactoside (CMP) alpha-2,3-sialyltransferase activity. NCBI's taxonomy places the organism in Eukaryota, Metazoa, Chordata, Actinopteri, Perciformes, Percidae. Gene Ontology annotation, biological process: sialylation. The transcript has 7 exons. The record is from RefSeq and is a predicted model, not a curated record.
AUGAACUAUCCUCUGGAGGACCUCCACCAGACCAGCGGGCGCCUGUGGAUUGUUGUCGGUGUGGCAGAUGAUCUGUGGUUUAUGAAGCGUUUCAACAAAUCCGUUGAACCAUUUUUGUCAGCAAACUACAAUCUCUCAGAGGACGUUUUCAACUGGUGGAAGCGCUUACAGCGUGCAAAGGGCAACUUCAGUACCUUCAGAGGAAAAGUGGACAGGCUGUUUCUGAUGGUCCCACCCAGUCCAGAUGUUCUAGAAUCCAGCCCUGACCGCUGCAGGACUUGUGCUGUGGUGGGGAAUUCUGGUAAUUUGAGGAGAUCACAUUAUGGACCUCUCAUAGAUUUCCACGAUGUCAUCAUAAGAGUGAACGCUGGUCAAAUCAAAGGCUUUGAAGCAGAUGUUGGGACCAGAACAACUCAUCAUGUCAUGUAUCCAGAGAGUUCUGUGGAUUUAGAUAACACCACUCAUCUUGUGCUGGCUCCAUUUAAGAUGGUUGACUUUGACUGGCUCACAGGAGCCCUCACCACAGGAUUUACGUCAAUACCACGUUGGGGUGUAAGAUCAAAAAUCAAAGCUAACAAGGAUUUGGUGAUGGUCCUUAAUCCAGCUUUUAUGAGGUAUGUUCAUGACAGGUGGCUGGAAAAGAAAGGUUAUUACCCCUCCACUGGCUUUCUGGCUUUGGGUCUUGCCCUGCAUAUGUGUGAUGAGGUCAGUGUGUUUGGUUAUGGAGCAGACAGUGAUGGAAACUGGAGUCAUUACUGGGAAAAACUCAUAAACAAAGACUUAAAAACUGGGCCACAUCCUGGAGAUACAGAGUAUAGAAUGAUCCAGGAGCUAAAUGAGCAACAGAAACUCAAGUUUUAUACAGGGUUCUGAGGUUUUUCUCAGCAUUUAAAGGAAGGUUAGUAGUAGGUAACAGUAGAAGACUUACAAUUCUGAUCAAGUCGCCUCUUUUUCACAUUCAUUUGAAAACAUUAUGGUAGGAACGGGUUGCUGGGACAGUAGUUUUGAAAGAUAUGAUCAAAUGAGCCGUUUUUGUUACGAAAAUAUCACUCUACCACGGUCUCUGACUGUAAACCAUGCACGGACACACCGAUUUUUUAGAUUAUCUAGUGACAUUCACGCUUUAGUUGGUUAUAAAACAGUGUCCAACCUAUAGGUAGGCCUAUUAUAGAUAACA